CACUUCCCAAUAAGACUAAUAGGAAAAAAGAAAAGAAAAAAGAGGUGCAGGAUUUGUACGGGAUUUAGCUUUACAUGCAUAAAACGAUAGAUGCCACAAUAAUGAUGAGAGAGAGAGAGAGAGAGAGAGAGAGAGGGGAUGAGAGAGGGUUUUCUUGUCUAGUAGCAAGUGUGGUGUGCGAAUGUUGGAAGCAUGGAAGCAAAGCAGAGGCCGAGAAUGGCGGCAACACACUAAACUAUAUAUCUUAAAUCCCAUGCACUGCACACCCAACUAUAAACCACAAAGAUAGUAAUAAGAGGAGAGAGAAAGUGAGGAGAGAGAGAGAGAAGAUAAAUAAGCAUCAAGCAUAAAGCUUUCUUGCUGCAGCAGAGAGAAGAAGCAGAAGCAGAAGCAGAAAUCAAAAAGUUGGGUCUGCAGAUUGAUAGAUGGAAAGGAAGUUUGCCAAAUAAGGAAAAGUCUUUGUGAAGAAAGAAAGCAAGAAAGAAGAAAGAUUUUGGGUUUUGGCGUCUCACACAAGGAAGAAGAAGAUGAUGAUGGUCCAUCAUGAUAAUCACCGCCGUCCAUUUCCACCAUCAGACACAACACCUGCUCCUGAUGCUGGUGGUCCCACAUGUAACAGGCCUCCUCCUACAUACGACGAUGUCGUUGCAGCUAGUACUGGUACUGGUUCUUCGAGUGGCGGUGGUGCAGUUUUAAGAAACUUGCAGCCUUUUGACAUUCGAACACACACUUGUUCUGCAGGAGGGAUGACGACGUCGUUUGGAUUUCCUUUCACAAAUGCACAGUGGAAGGAGCUUGAGAGACAAGCUAUGAUAUACAAAUACAUGGUGGCUUCUCUCCCUGUUCCCCGUGAUCUCCUCUUUCCCCUCACUACAACUCCCCCUGGAACAACAGCUGCUUCCCAAUCUCCCUCGGGAGGUACGUUCAAUCUCCGGCUAUCGAACAGCACAGAUCCGGAGCCGGGGCGGUGCAAGAGAACAGACGGGAAAAAAUGGCGGUGCUCGAGAGACGUAGCGCCGGACCAGAAGUACUGCGAGCGUCACAUGCACAGAGGCCGACCCCGUUCAAGAAAGCAUGUGGAAGUUCAUGCCACCGCCGCAAGCAAGAGGGUUCGCCACGACAUCAAUCUUGCUCCUCCUCUUCCGACAGUAUCUCAGGAAACCGUGUCGAUUUCGAACCCUGGAAAUAGAAUCAACAAAAAUGUCUGCUCAUCUCGGUUUAUGGGAUCUAAUCUUCAUCCGUACGGUCCGUCUCCAGUGUUUCCCGAGAGGGAUGGUGCAAAGUUUGCAUCUUUCGAAUCUAUGAACUCUGCUUCAGCAAACAGAGAACCCAGGAACUUGGACUGGCUGAUGAUGAAAGGAGAACCUGUAUCUGAUGCACAAUGGCACCAACUGAUGCAUAGCAAAACAGAGCUGAGCACCAAGAUCCCGUAUUUCGACCCGAAUUCCUCUGUUUUCAGCAAUCGUUCCGAAGAGGAGUCUUUCUUGAAUCUGAAUUCGUAUGCGAAUUUCAACGCCGGAGAGGAUCAGCAAGACUGCGGCGAGUGCAAUUUGUUUCUCAAUCCGGAUGUGGCUCCUUUAGAAAGUCCCCUGCUUGAAGAAACCCCAAGAUAUUUCAUUGAUGCAUGGUCUAAAGCAGUGAUGGAUGAAGCCAACCCUGUUAACAACAAUGACAACAGCUCAGCUCCGUCGAGCGGGCAGCUCUCCCCUUCUUCGCUUACCCUAUCGAUGGGCGGGUACAACACCAUCAGUGAGGAAAUGGGUCAGACUCAGAUGAGCUUAGGAACCAGUGGAAAUGGGAUGAUGCCGAGGGUUUCGACGUGGCCUGCUUCAGCACCUGGCGGCCCAUUGGCUGAGGUCCUUAAACCGACCACUAGCGCGGCCUCAAAUCCUUCGUCUCCGGUCACAACCGGUACUACUACUAAUGGAGAAUUGGGCAGUCCAUUGGCGGUGUCACCGCCGUCGGGAGUUCUUCAGAAAAAGUUUGUUUCACCGUCUGAUAGCAGUGGUAAUAGCAGCCCAACCCUUGCAAGUUCAAGGGCCAAGCCAGAGAUUGUCUCUCUGUGGUUGAAUCAGAGCAAAGCAUAAUCCAUUUGCCUUUUCAAAUUAGUCUAGUAGUUGUGUUUGGAUUAGUUUUGUUGUGAUUCUCCAAGUGGAUUUGUUUUGGGAGAAAGUUUCUCUUAUUAUUCUAAACCUUUUUGUUGUUUUCUAUAGUUUUGUUGCAUGUACUAGCCUAUCAGUCUCAGGACAAUUCUACUGAAGUUUCUCUCAAAAUCCAUCCAAGAUCUCUGUCGGGAAUAAUAUCUACUUUUGACUUGUUUAUGUGAGAUUCUUCUACUAA
Messenger RNA from Malus domestica (apple), 2340 nucleotides. Its product is annotated as growth-regulating factor 7. Gene Ontology annotation, molecular function: ATP binding. The record is from RefSeq and is a predicted model, not a curated record. NCBI's taxonomy places the organism in Eukaryota, Viridiplantae, Streptophyta, Magnoliopsida, Rosales, Rosaceae. Gene Ontology annotation, cellular component: nucleus. Gene Ontology annotation, biological process: developmental process; DNA-templated transcription; regulation of DNA-templated transcription.